This is a messenger RNA of Cryptomeria japonica (Japanese cedar), 759 nucleotides long. Its product is annotated as cypmaclein-like. NCBI's taxonomy places the organism in Eukaryota, Viridiplantae, Streptophyta, Pinopsida, Cupressales, Cupressaceae. The coding region runs from base 110 to 430 and encodes 106 amino acids. The record is from RefSeq and is a predicted model, not a curated record. The transcript is spliced from 4 exons.
UUACAUACACACAGCAUAUAUAUGCAUUGUAUAUCCAACAACAAAAAACAGUAUUUUUCUAGUGCUUGUGGGUGUUUCAAAGUCUUAAACCCUUUGUGUCACAGUGAUUAUGGCUGCAAGGAGCUUUCUGUGCCUUUUGAUAAUGGCUCUGCUUGUUCAGAGUUCCCUGGAAACUGCUGAGAUUGGAGAUUCAAAAUCACUUGGGUUGCCAGCAAAUGGGGUGAACAGAAGACUUCUUCAGGCAAUAGAUUGCAAAGGUGCAUGUGGACAAAGAUGCAAAGCAGCAUCUCUGAAUGACCGUUGUCUGAGAGCGUGUGGAACAUGUUGUGCAAGAUGCAAGUGUGUUCCUCCUGGUACAUAUGGAAACAAGGACCUCUGCCCCUGCUAUGCCAACAUGAAAACACAUGGCAACAAACCCAAAUGUCCUUGAACAAUAUAGAAUCGCAUAAACUAUAUGAAAAGUUAGCCUGGUGAAAGUUAAUAAAGCAGAGUAUAUAUGAAUAUGAAUGAUCCUUGGACAUAUACUAUGUGUGUAUAUACAUGUAGAUUGAGAUAAAUGGUUAGCAGUGUUGGGUUUUAUGCAUACUUUGGAUGAGAGAAAACCAAAUGGGAAUAUGUAUGAUUUUGCAUAAUAAUUGUGGACUUUGUGGUAGACUCUCCUUCAGUCUGCCUGCUCGAAAUAUGUAUAUAGAGAAUAUAACAGCAGAAUAAUGUAUAUGACUAUCGUUUCUUAUUAAUAAAAUGGUAAUUAGUUAAUUA